Molecule: messenger RNA, 1476 nt
Organism: Camellia sinensis
Lineage: Eukaryota; Viridiplantae; Streptophyta; Magnoliopsida; Ericales; Theaceae
Source: RefSeq, a predicted model, not a curated record
UCUGAUCCAACCGAGUCAAAAAAGUGUAAAACGAACCACCGCUCGAACCACCGCUUACCGAGUCAGCGCCGCCACUCGAGUCGGCGGGCAGUCAAUCAAACCACCCCCCUUGUUUGGAUGCGCGGCCCAAUCCACCCCCGUCCACGAUAUCCUCUCCUCCCUAAGCGGUGGCUUCUAUCUUUAAAAUUCAAUAACAUGUCAUCACUACCACCACCACAAACCACCACCACCACCACCAACCACCAUGGUCGCCUCCUCUUCUUCUCCUCAGGACCCACCAAAACCCCCCUCACGGCGGCUCCCUCCGCCGUGCUGGUCGCCGGACGAAACAGUGGCCUUGAUCGACGCUUACCGUGAUAAAUGGUACUCUCUCAAGAGAGGAAAUCUUCGAGCCUCUCACUGGCAAGAGGUCGCCGACGAUCUCUCAUCCCGAUGUCCGAUCUCCGCCGGAAAAUCGCCCAAGACCUCCGUACAGUGCCGCCACAAGAUGGAGAAGCUCCGGAAACGGUACCGGGCUGAGAUUCAGCGUGCCCUAGCGAUGACCCCUAAAGGGCAACGGUUCAAUUCCUCUUGGGUUCACUUCAAUCGCAUGGAUUUGAUGGAAAAGGGUCCGAAUUCUGUCUCUGUUAUGGUUGAUUCGAGCUCUAUCGAUGAAGAUGAUGAUGAUGAAGAGGAUUUGUAUCAAAGCGUGAAGCGUGGUGUUACUGAGAAUCGGAGUGUUCAUGGGUCGACGAGCAAUGGGAUCGGCGGGUUUAGGAUCAAAAUUCCCGGUCGAUCGAGUGUUACAGUGGUUCCUGGGACGAAAAAAUCUUAUCAUAACCCUAACCCCAACCCUAAUUUUGUGUCUACUAGGGUUGUGAGAGAUGGGUAUUCAGAGAGGUUAGGGUUGGGGAAGAGAGGCGGUGGUGAUGGGGUGGGGAUGAAGAGAGAGGGGGACCCGGUGGCGGAGAUGGUGGCGGCGAUUAAGGGAUUAGGAGAUGGGUUUGUGAGGAUGGAGAGGAUGAAGAUGGAGAUGGCGAGGGAAUUCGAGGCAAUGCGAAGGGAGAUGGAGAUGAAGCAGACCGAGAUGAUUCUCGAAUCACAGGAGCGGAUUGUGGAGGCCUUUGGGAAGGCUUUAUCGGAGAAGGGAAACAAGAAGGCUAAGAGAAUGCCCACGCCAGAAGCUUAGAUUUUGGGCUGCCAAGGGAAUUGCAGAGUUCAUAGUUGGCAGAUUCAGAGAAAAAUGCAUUUUCAGGUGUUGUGGAGCUCUCUGAUGCUGGCAAACUUGGGUUCGCAUAGCUCUUAUAUGUAAGUUGUCUUUUUUGUAGCUUUGUCUCAAUUGAUUUUUAGGGUAAUUGAACAAUUGAAACAGAAUAGUUGUAGCUAGUUUUGGAUGAAUGUGGGUUCAUUUCAAACUUGACAAUCAAAGUGUUCUUUUAUUGUUUUUGAUUUUUUGUAUGAGAGUUAUGCUUUUUAUCCAAUUGCAUUAGUUUGUGA